AUGGCAGCUGUGACCGUGGAAAGCUCUCAGAAAAGGAAGGCCAGCGCUAUGGGUACCAUGGCCGUGGUGGAAGCAGAUGAUGGUGAGGAGGUGGUGCCCUACAGCCUCAUCGACAAGCUUCAGGAGUCGGGAAUCAACGCGGCAGAUCUGAAGAAGUUGAAAGACGCGGGCUUCAACACCUCGCAGUCGGUGGCCUUUGCCAUGCGCAAGGAGUUGCUGAGCAUCAAGGGUCUCUCCGAUCAAAAGGUGGACAAGAUCAUCGAAGCUGCCCGGAAGUCCAGCGAAAUUGGCUUCGUGACCUGUACACAGCUUGUGAGCAAGAUGAAGAGCCGAUUUCAGAUUGCCACUGGUGCAGGGAAGUUGGACCAAAUGCUUGGUGGUGGUGUGGAGAGCUGCUCGAUUACGGAGAUCUUUGGGGAGUUCCGUUGUGGCAAGACCCAAUUGUGUCAUUCCCUUUCGGUCGUCGCGCAGCUUCCCUCCAGUAUGGGCGGUGCCAACGGCAAGGUGGUCUACAUCGACACCGAGGGCACCUUCCGCCCCGAGCGCAUCCGACAAAUCGCGGAGGCCAAGGGCGUGUCGCCCAGCGAUGCCAUGGAUAACAUCGUCUAUGCCAGGUGCUACACCUCUGACCAUUUGGAGCAGCUAUUGGUGGAAGCGGCUGGAUUGAUGGUGAACGACGAAGAUCGCUUCGCGCUGCUGGUGGUGGACAGCAUCAUGGGUGGCUUCCGGGUGGACUACAGCGGCCGCGGGGAGCUGGCGGAUCGACAGCAGAAGUUGGCGCGGGUGAUGAACAAACUGCAGAAGGUGAGCGAAGAGUUCAACGUCGCUGUCGUCUUGUCCAAUCAAGUCAUGGCUGACCCUGGGGGCGGCUGUGCCUUUAUGCCGAGUUACCCCAAGCCAGUGGGAGGCCACAUUUUGGCGCACUUCAGCACCACGCGCGUCAUGUUGCGCAAGGGCCGCGGCGAGCAGCGCGUGGCGAAGAUCUACGACUCGCCGUGCCUGCCGGAGAGUGAGAGCAUCUUUGAAAUCUACAACGGAGGUGUGAGGUCCUUGAACGAGUGUGGGCCACUGCCGGACGACAACCGGGCUCAGGCGCGGAGGAUCGUCCUCGUUGGUUACGAAGCCUGCUUAGUAAGCUAUUUCUAUAAGGUCACCACUGAGAAUCCCUACGGCAUCGGGAUCCGAGAUGAACCGGACAUCGAUGGCCCACGGACGGGGGAGGACCUGAUUAGAGGCUCUGUCUUUGAGGUGGAUGAAAUCGUAGAGGUCGAGGAAGACCUCACCUAUUUGCACCUGGCCGAUCAGCGCGGCUGGGUCUUUGACAACUCCAUCUUCGAGCCAGAGAGCCCGUGUGUGGUGAACUUGGCGGAAAUCGAGCCUGGCUGCACAUUGACCAUGUGGCGAGGGGAGGUCGAUGAGUUGGCCAAGACGAUCGGCCUGAAAUUCAGACAGGACUCCAAUGAUGGGCAGCCCUUCACCCUGACAGUUCUGGAGGAAGGAGAGCCCAUUCAGCGCGUCCCGAUCGCUCCUGGCUCCAACUUGCGGAAGAGUUUGUUGGCGAAUGGUUUCCAGGUCUACCAGGAUCUUCGUUCCGUCUUCAACUGCAAUGCCAACCAGCUCUGUGGCACCUGCGUCUUGGACGUCAUGGAGGGUGGAGACAACUUGACAGUCCGCUCGGUGAAUGAGGCAGCGGUGAUGGCUGCGAACCCACCCAGCUUCAGGUUGUGUUGCAACAUCGAUGUUUAUGGAGAUGUGACUGUGAGGUUGCGACCCCGCGGUGUGAAGUAUGGCGGCGGCACCAGCUGA
Molecule: messenger RNA, 1806 nt
Organism: Cladocopium goreaui
Lineage: Eukaryota; Dinophyceae; Suessiales; Symbiodiniaceae
Source: the annotation of a GenBank genome assembly